CUCUCUCUCUCUCUCUCUCAAACGAAUAAUUAGAAAAAAAAAAAAAAUUCCUCGGGCUUUUAUAUUUCUAAACCCUAAUCGAACCUUUCCCUUCCAACGCGUGCGCACUCUCUCUCUCUUCUACAUGAGAAUUUCGCGCAAGGGAAUUGUUUUGAUAGUAAUUGAUGAAGUGGUGCGUAGGAUUGGUGGAUGAUUUGUAUUAUUAAUCUGUAAAAACUUUUCGGGUUGAAGAUUAGGGCAUUCUUUGGUUGGAUUGGGGGGGGGGGACGAGAUAAAUUAUCCCCCUUAUUCUGUGAAAAAUGUGACAAAAAUUGGUCCCGCGCAAUAUGGAUUCUUCUGGAAAAUCUAAGCAAAUCAUGAAAUUCGCCGUCCCGCAAUAAUCUGCGAUGUACUUCAUAAUUCGUGCUUAUAAUGAUGUAAAGAUCAAGCACGAAAUACCCUUUUCUUGGUUAUUGUCAAAUGGCCGGAUUGCCUAAGGAUACUAAAAGUUACUCUGCAUACCCUAAGGAUUUUGCGAAACCUAAAUCCGUGUGUUCAAUCCCUGUCAUCAAGCUUGUCUCAAGACUGUUUCGGUCUUUAUGUUCUUAAAAAGGGAAAUGAUGGGAUUAGCUCGGACAGUUGUGAGGUGUCGUAAAAUUAAGCGCUGUCCCGUUUACUUAAUUCCCCUUCACUUUGUUUCACAGAUCUUUGGAUCAUACGUCACAACACUCUCACCUCGUUCUCUUUCUCUGGAGAAAGUGCAACAGCGUUUCAAAGCAACAUCCUUGUGCGAGCAUUCGAAGAAAAAGUACCAAGAAAUUCAAUUUUAUCUUAGGCCAGAAGAAGAAACAUAUGCUCGGAGAAUCAGGAGAGUUAUUUUGAAAGCUAAUAGUCGGACAGUUGAGGAUGUUAUUCAGUCUCUUCAGUGCGAUGAAAUGUUAUCUGGAUUUCAACUUACAUCUCCAGUUGUUGAUAGUUUACUUCAGAAAUUCGGAGAUGAUUGGAAAUCCGCUUUUAGUUUAUUUGAAUGGGCUAGUUUGCAGAUUAGUUACAAGCAUACUACGUAUGCAUGUAAUAAGAUGGUGGACUUGCUUGGGAAGAUGAGAAAAUGGGAAAGGAUGUGGGAUUUAGUAGAAGAUAUGCGUGAAGGAUGUUCUGUGACUCUUGAUACUAUUGCCAAGAUGAUGAGAAGACUUGCAGGUGGAGGGAAAUGGAAGGAUGCUAUUGUUGUUUUUGAUGAGUUAGAGUCUUUUGGGUUUGUAAGAGACACGGAAACUAUGAAUAUUUUGCUUGAUACUCUUUGCAAAGAGAAGAAAGUCGAGGUUGCCCGUGAAGCAUUUGUCGUGCUCAAGUCUCACAUCCAUCCCGAUGCUUACACGUUUAACAUUUUUGUCCAUGGUUGGUGUAACGCCCGAAGGGUUGAUGAGGCGAUGUGGACAAUUCAAGAGAUGAAAUUGUGGAGACUUAAACCUUCAAUAAUUACAUACUCGACUAUUCUCCAAGCUUAUUGUAACCAAACCAAUUUUCAGAAGGUUUAUGAGCUCCUUGAUCUAAUGGUUUCUGAAGGUUGCCCUCCAAAUGUUGUCACCUACACCACAAUUAUGAACUCACUUGCGAAGUUGGGAAAUUUUGAUGAAGCCUUGGGUAUGGUAGAUAGAAUGAAGUCCUCUGGUUGUAAGCCUGAUACACUAUUUUAUAACUCUUUGAUUAACAUCUUAGGGAGAGGAGGUCAAGUACAUGAAGCUUCGAAGGUCUUUGAGGUAGAGAUGGAGAUGAAUGGGAUUGGUCGUAGUGUGUCAACCUACAAUACAAUGAUAUCUAUUUUUUGCCACGAUGGUCAAGAGCAAAGAGCUUUUACUGUGUUGACUGACAUGGAAAAAGCAUCUUGCAAGCCCGAUCUUCAGACUUAUAGGCCACUUCUCAGGCUAUGUCUCAGUAAAAGAGAGCUAUACGACCACAUCGAGAGGUUGUUGAAUGACAUUAUGGAUAAGCAUAAUCUAAGUCUAGAUCUUGACACAUAUACACUUUUGAUCCAUGGUCUUUGUAGAGUAGGUGACACUGAAUGGGCUUGCCUCCUGUUUGAUGACAUGUUAGGUCGAGAAAUACUGCCAAGAUAUGAAACUUGUAAGCUCCUUAUGGAUGAAGCUAGAAGGAGAAACAUGGAGGCAAAUGUAGAGAGGAUUCAAACAGUGAUGGAUCAACUCGGCAGUGUACCUUAAUAUAGGUUUGAGAUGAUUCACAUUUGUGUUCAUGUGAGGUCGAGUUGCGAUAUCACGUACUGGAGUUCAUGCAAGGUCUACUAGAUAUCAUUUGCUCUUCCUUUUAGAGCAACAAUACCUGUUGAUUGCUUUGUAUCUUUUAUUUUAUUUGUUCAAAUGUAAAUUAGUUUACCUAGCAAAUCUAUUGCCAAAGAAUAUGAAGCAAUUUAUAAUUAAGAUCCUGUAAUAGCAUAUAACUACAGAUCAAUGUUAAUGCUGUCAGUAGAAAGCUACUUUCCAUAAUGUGCUCUUUGUGUCUGGUUAUAGGAUGCUUUGUUGUUAGCAUCUAGUGAUGUUUCUGUUUCCCCUCUAUCUCUUAGUAUAUUCAGCUUAUACUUUCUUGAUCCUUUGAUUCCC
This is a messenger RNA of Ananas comosus (pineapple), 2594 nucleotides long. RefSeq names its product pentatricopeptide repeat-containing protein At3g04130, mitochondrial. Gene Ontology annotation, molecular function: protein binding. Bases 579 to 2198 code for a protein of 539 amino acids. The transcript has 2 exons. The record is from RefSeq and is a predicted model, not a curated record. NCBI's taxonomy places the organism in Eukaryota, Viridiplantae, Streptophyta, Magnoliopsida, Poales, Bromeliaceae.